AUGUUCUCUCCAGACGCUUCACGAAUACAGUCUCUGCGGCCCAAAAGAACGCGACCAGCGUCGGGGUCAGAAGACUCGAUCAAAAUACCUCAAGCGAAAAGAAAGCGAUCUGCCCUGCGGCGAGACACCUUCGAACCCUUAGCUGAAGCUAGCCUGAAUGAGAUUGCAGGACGGGAAGCAGUCGAAGGGAAGAGCAAUGGACACGUCACGCCCUCUGCGCACUCAAAAGAGUUGACUCUACGAGGAGCGAAGAAGCCUGAAAAGCGCUCCGACAGAGCAGCAGGAACUGCUAGUGGUGCAUUGACUCUGUCCAAUAAUGACUUCUACAAUGUCGCUCAGCUACCUUCCCUCCCCGAGCAGAUCAGAAAUCGGCCUACGAUCCCCUACUCGUGCAUCAUUUCUCCCGAAUAUGGCUACGCGUUGGCCCUCACUCACAGCGACGCAAUAAUCUGGCCAUACAACUCGAGCGCGUCCACUCCGUCAUCUCGAGAUGUCAUUACCUUCAAGCUACCCUUCCCUCCUGCCUCGGUUGAUGAUCCUCUUCCCCUGGCGACCUUUACGGCCAAGUCUGCGAGUGGUGAACCGGGUAUCGUGGCAGUAUCUGCAAAAUGGGGAAAGAUUGUUUAUUGGGAAACAAUCACAAAUGCUUCUUCUCUCAUACCAGGACAAAAUGCGAACGUUCAGGGCUCCAUACCAGGAAUGCUGAGUGGUGAGGCCGUGGAAGAGCUGGUCAAUGCUGAGCCGUCCGGAUUCAUCCUCUCAUUGCGUCAUGGUCGAGUUGCCCACUUGACAAUUCGUGACCAAAUGGGCAGGCCGGGCAUUGGUGUCCAAUUCUUGCGAAGAUACACAAGUGGCACUGGAGGCAUUCUCGGCAGCAUUCGCAAUGUCUUUGGCGCUGACCGAAGAAAAGGCACACCAAUUGUCAAAGCCGGAGGGUCGAGAAAAGGGCAACGCGAUGUCGUGGUCGCCACUGAAGAUGCUGAUCUGGAAUUCUGGAACACCAAUCUGAGCGUUGGCAACUCUUUGGAAACAUCGUUCAAUUUCAAGGAGGAGAUUGUGGAGGCAUUGAGGACCAUCAUCCCGGACACGCCGCAACCACAAUUCAAGGUGCUGGACGUGGAGCUCUCGGCAGGACCAAGUACGGCAUUGAGUCGGCGUGGUAGUCACGGUGCGCCCAUGAUGGUUCUCGCCUCGGCUUCGGUGGAUGACCAGACAAAAUACUACAUGAUCGAAAUGGUGGUCGAUGAAGGAGCGAAAGUCAAGGUGGUGCAUCCCAUCAAUUGCUAUUCAACAAAAGUCUCGGAACAACAAUCAUGGAGACCUCGUCUAUGUGUCGCAAGAAAUCAGCCCGUGGCGUUCAUUCUGUUCGAGACGGCCAUCGUCAUCUUCUCUCUCGCCAAAAUCAAGGAAUCACCAUCGUCUCAAUUGAUGAUGGAGCGGCAUACACUGCCCGAACCAUUCCAAGACUCUGUCACAUUCCAAGAUGGAGCUAUCUACAGAGUCCUGGGCUACGUCCUUGAGACUUCAGAAAAACAAGCUUCGGUCGUGUUCGGGGUUCAGGGCUUCGGCAUAGUCAGAAUGGUCUCUCAUCUUCGCGGCAAUGAUGAAGUGGACGUCGAAGAUCUCAAUGAUCGUAUUAGCGGCAAAAGUAAAGUCGAGCAAGCCGUUUUCUUUGGGAGUAUCAAGCAGAAUCCCCUCGAUCUGAAAAAUAUCAGUCAAAUAUUUUCAGCCAAAGAGAUCGCGGCGGCUGCCUUGGAAAUCAGCUCUGAAAUUCUUUCUUCAACUUCAAAACAUAUUCCAAAGAGCGCGCCGUCCAUCGACAUGCACCUGCGGCUCAGAGCGAAAGCUCUCAGUGACCUGGCUCAGCAUGUGAUGCAGUACUAUCCUUCGGCAAUUUGUCGCAAUGUCCGAUUCCAGCUGCUGCUGAAUGCGGAGAAACUAGCCGCCGCUCAAGCAGUCUGGAAGGUACAAGAAGAAAUACAGCGGAAGUAUCCUCAAGAAGACCGUGAGAUGCCAUAUCUCGACUUUACGCUCCGAGCUUUGCAUGAGUCUCGCCAGAAAUAUCCCGAUCCAGAAAAGGGAGAGAAGGACCGGGUACGACACUGGUUGAUCAACAGCGUUGAUAAUGUGGGCCAUCUCAUGUCGGAAUUGAUCAGUUGCAUCCCUGAAUUGGAGCCCAUGCAGGUGACAGAUCCCCGGAUCGUAGCCGAUUAUCUGAAAGAGGCUGUCGAUUUAUGGAUUGCUUCAUAUACAGCCGCAUUCAAAUUUCGAGAAGACAAUGCACUUCUAUACGGGUUGGGUGAUGAGGUAUUCAAGGAAGGAGUGCUUGUGUCAGGCUUCCCCGUCGAAAUACCUCACCCCUGGACAUCAGCUCCUGAACCAUUCCGAUUCGGCCAACGACUCAUUUACGACAUCUGCAAAUUCCUGACCGAGUGGUGGGACCACACCCAAGGAAAGAGCAAGAAAAAGAAGAUGCCCACUGAUCUCAACGGAAAACUGUAUGAAGCACCGAGCAAGAGUGUGCUGAAAGAACUUGCUGCUCGAUUACCAACGGAGGUUGAAUUGUUUUCACGCAUCACCGAAGAAGAAUUUAUUCAAGCAGAAUGCCAUUUGAAGGUGGUUGAAAAGGAUGCUGAAGUGCUCAAGGAUGAACUCAAGAACCUGAAGGACGAAAAGCGAGACAGAUUGAACAAGGCACUGGAGGUCAUUUCUCAUUUCAACAUGCCAGGAGCCAUUCAUCUGGCUGAGAAGCUGCAGAACUGUGGGAUGCUUGUUGCUUUGCACUACGCAUAUUACAGCAGACUGACAGCUGAAGCCGAGGCCAAUCCGCUAUUGAAGGACGCCAACCUGAGGAUAAUCACUGAGAUGCAGAAUCAAGCCGAAAAAUACUUCGACAAGUUUGGCAAAUCUUGGGCUUGGGCCAGCUUCAGUCAGAUGAUUGAAGAUGAUGAAUGCGGCAACCUCUUGGUCAAAGGACAAGAAGAUGAGAAGAAACAACAAUUUCUCGCUUGGUUCUUUAAGAAAGCUCAGAAGUUUGGCCAGAAAGUUGGGAAACUUAGCUGGAUCCAUGAUGUUAUUGGUAGCGGCAAUUACGGACGGGCUGAGCGAACAUUGCAAGAUGUUGCAGCUGAAGAGAUGGUCGAUGUCUGGAACAAGAAGACCGAGCUGGCUCUGGCCAAAUUGGCAGGAUUGGCGGCGGAUGAAGAUGCCAACCGACCCCCGCGUUCUACCGAGCGGUAUGAUCGCGAGCUGUCCAUCAUCGACAUCCAAGAACGAGUCUCCCAGCAUAUCAUGGCUACGGUUGGCGCUGCUGUCGACGAGAAGGCGGCGUUCGAUCUCACAACGGAGAACUUCGCGUCACGACUGGUCAGGGAUACUCCAGGAUUGAAGCGACAAUUGAAGCAGAUUUUGAAGUCCCUGAUACAUCAGACACCCUUGACAAUUGAGGAAAUGGUGGACCUGUUGACUCUGAUGGACGCGGUUGAGUGGAUAGGAAUGCCCGAAGAAGAUCCUGAAGUUUGCGGACAGGAGUUCGCAAUUGCCUUGAGGAUAGUCGACUUCGCAGAUCUGCCGGACCACAAGCAAGAUGACCUCAGAGCUUUGAUCUGGAGAAGAGCGAUGAUCCGAGAUAACUGGUUGAUGAUCAACGACACUAGCGGAAAAGAUGACCAAUGGGUGCAGAGUGAAAUGCAACAGACGAGUCUCUUCAGGACUAUUCAACGGGUGUUCUUACUGGAACAUUCUGAAGGAGCAACGAUUCAUUUGUUCACGCCCCAUGAGAUCCUGGGUCGAGAAGCCUUUCCUUCAACACUGCAGGAGAGACAUGCUCACAACGAAUUGGAAGGUGUGCGCAAGGAUAUGGAUAAAGAGCAGGCCAAGCUCAAAAAGUUUGUCGAGAAGGGGAGGCUGGAAGACCAUUAUAAUGGAUUGGUCACUGCGGCUCGGCGAUCUGUGAGGGACAUUGUUGAUCAAGACGGAGAGCAGAUGGCUCAGGAAGCUACCACUGAGAGCAUUGAACAGUGA
This is a messenger RNA of Exophiala xenobiotica, 4023 nucleotides long. RefSeq lists its product as uncharacterized. Bases 1 to 4023 code for a protein of 1340 amino acids. The transcript has a single exon. Gene Ontology annotation, biological process: protein import into nucleus; poly(A)+ mRNA export from nucleus; transcription-dependent tethering of RNA polymerase II gene DNA at nuclear periphery. Gene Ontology annotation, molecular function: structural constituent of nuclear pore; protein binding. Gene Ontology annotation, cellular component: nuclear pore outer ring. The record is from RefSeq and is a predicted model, not a curated record. Lineage: Eukaryota; Fungi; Ascomycota; Eurotiomycetes; Chaetothyriales; Herpotrichiellaceae.